This is a messenger RNA of Haliotis rubra (blacklip abalone), 1443 nucleotides long. Its product is annotated as CD2 antigen cytoplasmic tail-binding protein 2 homolog. The coding region runs from base 283 to 1416 and encodes 377 amino acids. The record is from RefSeq and is a predicted model, not a curated record. Gene Ontology annotation, cellular component: U5 snRNP. Lineage: Eukaryota; Metazoa; Mollusca; Gastropoda; Lepetellida; Haliotidae. Gene Ontology annotation, molecular function: protein binding. The transcript is spliced from 4 exons.
GAACCCAUAACGCAGAUCCAGUUUUAUUUUGAAAUAUGUUUUUAAGCGAUGAUUUUUUUCAGGGCCUUCAUUCAGAGAGAAUUUAGGCUCUGGUCAUCUGACGGAGUUUGAUCAGAACAUUUUCGGAAAUUUCCGAGAAAAUCCGAAUGGUGUUCUUCCGCCAAACGCGCUUGAAGAACGUUCAUGCUUUGUGGCGAAGAAACACAUAAUACUUGAGGUGUUUUCUCUUUCUCAAAUUAAAUUUGGCUUGUGACAGUUGAAGAGAAAAGACCAAAAUCCACGAUGUCUGAGUUUCAAGGAGAUAUGUUUUCUGAGAUGGAAGAAACUCGCCCCAAGGAGCAACCGAAGGAGACACGUUUUAAAGAAAAACAUUCUCUCGACAGUGACGAAGAAGACGACGAUGGUGACAAACAUGAAGUUCUCGACGACGAGGAAAUUGAAGGCCAAGAAGAGGGAAUUAGUGAUGUUGUGGAAGGCAUUCAGAUAACACCCUUCAACAUGACAGAGGAAAUGGAAGAAGGGCAUUUUGACAAGGAUGGCAUGUUUAUCUUUGAGAAGGACAAGGCACAAAUCCGAGACAGCUGGAUGGACAACAUCGACUGGGUUAAGGUGAAAGAAACGCAGAUCAAACAUGACCUCAAGCGGUCACUGUCAGAUAGUGAUGAAGAGUUACCUCCCUUUAAUGAGCAAGCUGUCUAUGCCGAGAUACUGCCAAUGUUGCAGCCUGGUGAGAGCAUUGCUAAAGCCCUGCGGAGAAUUGGGGGAAAUCAAAACCUUUCUGCAAGUCAAAGAUUAAAACUGAAGAAACAAAAGAAAUUAGGAAAUGUAAACAACAGCAAUACUGAGGAAGAAGCUCAGGAGAAGAAGGCCAAAAUGGCGAAAUUGACAGAACUUGCAGACAGCUUUGUGUCAAACGGUAUCAUGGACAUUUAUGAAAUGACAUAUGAGAAGAUUUCACACACUUUGAAGAAGAUGGAGAGUCAGAAGGUGAAGUUUGACGUACCAGCUGAUGUUGAUGACGAUGAUGCUCUCGAUAUGUUUGCUGAUAACUUUGAUAAGAAGGAAUCUGACGGUACUGAGAUUGGGCCUAGAGAAAGCAAAAAAGCCAAGCUAGAUCUGAAUGGCAGUGGAGAAGAUGCAUCCCAUAAAACAGAACCUGCAGCAGCAUCAACAUCCACAGAGGCAGCAUCAUCGUCAGCAGCAGCAUCUACAUCAGCGGAGGAGUCUGAGGUGAAAUGGGAGUACAAGUGGGAGGACACAGACUCUGCCACGAUCCACGGCCCCUUCAACAGCACACAGAUGUUGAAGUGGUCAGACGAUGGCUUCUUUAAAAACGGAGCAUACUGUCGCAAAGUUGGUGCAGCUAACGCCCAGUUCUACAACACGCGGAGAAUAGACUUCGACUUGUAUACAUAAGCUCAAAAAUAAUUUCUAUCCAAGAAA